Messenger RNA from Lagenorhynchus albirostris (white-beaked dolphin), 537 nucleotides. Its product is annotated as NADH dehydrogenase [ubiquinone] 1 alpha subcomplex subunit 12-like. The transcript has a single exon. Gene Ontology annotation, biological process: response to oxidative stress; mitochondrial respiratory chain complex I assembly. The record is from RefSeq and is a predicted model, not a curated record. NCBI's taxonomy places the organism in Eukaryota, Metazoa, Chordata, Mammalia, Artiodactyla, Delphinidae. Gene Ontology annotation, cellular component: membrane. The annotation marks the transcript as partial.
AGAUUAGUCACUAAGCGUGGGCUGCAGCAGGUCAGUGGCCAGGGCAGCCUCCAUGGCUAUCUACAGAUUUUCUUCAGGACAAAUGAUGUGAGGGUUGGUACAUUAGUGGGGGAAGACAAAAAUGGAAAUAAAUACUAUGAAGACAGCAAGCAGUUUUUUGGCUAUCACCAGUGGGUUAUAUGUACUACUGAAAUGAAUGGCAAAAACACAUUCUGGGAUGUGGAUGGAAGCAUGGUGCCCCCUGAAUGACGUCAUUGACUUCACUGUAUGACUCAUGAUCCUCCAACAAGAAAAUCACCUAUUGCUUGUACAUUCAUUUGGACAAACCAUAAAUUCAGCAUGAGUGGCACUCCACAACAAUAUAUACCUUAUUCCACCACUAGAAAGAAGAUUCAGGAGUGGGUCCCACCUUUGAUACCUUACAAGUAAAGACAAUGAAAAACAAUUUAAACAUGUAAAAUAUGGGUUUUUUUGUGUAAUUGCACCGUUACUGCUUACUAUUAACUUGAUUAAAAUUGUUUGAUUGAAAAAAAAGAA